This is a messenger RNA of Sclerotinia sclerotiorum 1980 UF-70, 2256 nucleotides long. RefSeq lists its product as hypothetical. Bases 1 to 2256 code for a protein of 751 amino acids. The transcript is spliced from 2 exons. Lineage: Eukaryota; Fungi; Ascomycota; Leotiomycetes; Helotiales; Sclerotiniaceae. The record is from RefSeq and is a predicted model, not a curated record.
AUGACACCAAAUCUUUGUGAAACAUGUCAAAAGUUCAAUCUUCGCAAACUCUUCCUGGAUUCCGCCGCACAAAACGCGACGUCGGCUAGGGGUGCUAUAAGUGGAUAUCAAAACAUCGACCUGCAGGUACGACCCGGCAUACCGGAAUUCUACAAACACCACAGCAGCACCGCUGCUUUAAAAGCUUCCUCGGAAUUGGGAUGUGAACUUUGUAGCUUGAUAUGGACAACCAAGCCAAAGAAAGAGCAAGAUGUCACUGUUGAUCGUUGGCUCGACGAGACUGGCCAAGACAGCAUUGCACAUCAGGAAAGUAAUUUUAUUGGAAGGCCAAUAUCUGCCCAAUCAGAUUCUGCUGACUGCUACGAGCUGGCUAAGCAAUGGUUGAGGGUUUGCUCGAAAGAUCAUCACGAUUGUGGCCCCAUCAAAACUCGAUGUCCUACACGCCUCAUCAAUGUAGGCUCUGCAGACUCUAAUCCGUUUCUGGACGACAAUCCCGAUCGUGGUGACUGCGAAUGGGUAGCACUCAGCUAUUUGUGGGGUGGAAAUGGUUACCUGAAGUUGGAAGAACCAACAUAUCAAAGCCUCAAGAGUGGUAUUCCCGUGGAAGACUUUCCAGAAACUCUGCGAGAUGCAGUUCUGACCACACGAGAAAUUGGGUUAAAAUACGUUUGGAUCGAUGCUUUGUGCAUCCGUCAAGACAGCACAGAUGAUUGGAAGGCCGAGGCAGGGCGCAUGAGAGAUGUCUACGCAGGCGCGACACUCACAAUUGUCGCUGCGAAUUCCAAUUCGACCAGCGCUGGAAUACAUUUUCCUCGCCCAGAAAAUGUUUGCGCCACUGCACAAUGUUCAUUACCUUGGGAUUCCGAAACAAGCGUCUCACUUCGCUUGGUGUCUCAUAUAUCUCGUCAGGAUGCGAAGUCAAGCUUGUGGUACACUCGUGGGUGGACAUUCCAAGAAGGGUUGUUGUCACCACGAGUAUUAUCGUAUGGCAAGGAUCAGAUGACAUGGGAAUGUGCAUAUCAUAUUGAGGAUGAAAGUGGCCGUGUUGGGCUUUUGGACCAAAAAUACGACAGCAAAGAUCUUUUACACAAGUUACGAAAGAAACAAACAAAUAGAAUGAGUCGCGCCAUGCAAUCUUUGACUUUGCAAACCUACACAUUUCUUUCCGAAGUUGACAACCAAAGAGCCAAAUUAGGCUUUCCUCCUCAAAGAAUUUCAGCAACUGGAGUCAAUAUACAAGAAAGCUGGGGCAUGGAUCCAUAUUUGAGAUGGUCUGAAAUGGUUGAACAAUUCUCAAUCAGGAAUUUGACAUAUAAGUCAGAUGUUUUACCUGCCCUCGCUGGUAUUGCGCGGGAAUUUUCGACGAUUACCAAAGAUACCUACCUUUCUGGGAUGUGGAGAUCCUACAUACUUGCCAGUCUACUUUGGAGCAGGCAAGCAUUGAGGAGAUAUACCAGAAUAUCCGGGACCAAAAUUGACCUCGAAUUCUAUACACAUAUUGAUUGGAAGAAACGUGAGACUUAUUUAGCCCCUUCGUGGUCCUGGGCAAGUCUCAAUGCUGGAAGAGCAUCGUUGCAUCCGUACCCAUUCGCGGAUGCUGCCGUACAACACUUAGCUGCCUUGGUCGACUUUCAACUUCGCCAUGCAGGAACGGAUAUAUUUGGUCCCCUUGAGCCAGGUAGCGCCUUAAUCAUGAAAGGAAUUUUAUUUCCAAUACACAACUUGGCGAAAAAUUACUGGAGAUUUUCUGAUCCCCCUGAGCCGCUUCCAAAAUUUCGCGAGAGAUUUGGUAAGGAGAGCCUUGAAAGUACUCAUUCUGGGUCAUGGCCUGCAUUAGAAGAAUACAUCCAAGAAUGGAUAAACGACGCUGGUCACGCGAGUUUCGAAUUCGAACAGCAACAUAUUCCACAUCCAAACCAGAAAUUCGGCGCAUUCCUCCUUGCGCACAUCGAAGGCAUUGCAGAUGCCAUCGAUCAUUUCCCACUAGUCGGCAAUCUAGCAUUUCUUCUCGUCGAAUCGACAGGAAAUGCUGACAACGAGUACCGGAGAGUCGGUGUAAUGAAUAUUAAUAGAUCUAACGCAUAUUCAAGUACCAGCGAAGCGAUCAGGACACUUUCCGAGGCAAAAAAGGCGGAAAGAAGAGGCGAAUAUUCCUGGACAGUAGCACCUGUUUCUCCAAUGAAUAAGCUCAUCACAAAGCUAUGGCAAGAAAAGCCAAAGGAAUUCCCAAACCGAACGACAAUCCGUUUAGUGUGA